Messenger RNA from Dendroctonus ponderosae (mountain pine beetle), 822 nucleotides. RefSeq names its product ragulator complex protein LAMTOR4 (gene Lamtor4). NCBI's taxonomy places the organism in Eukaryota, Metazoa, Arthropoda, Insecta, Coleoptera, Curculionidae. Gene Ontology annotation, biological process: positive regulation of TOR signaling; cellular response to amino acid stimulus. The record is from RefSeq and is a predicted model, not a curated record. Gene Ontology annotation, molecular function: guanyl-nucleotide exchange factor activity. Gene Ontology annotation, cellular component: Ragulator complex; lysosome.
CACUGGGUGUCUUCGCGAAGAUUUUUAGCCGCCGACCAAACAAAAAAUUAUCGAAAUUCGAUUUUUGGACAUGGCAACGCUGUCUGGGAUUGACAACACUGGUGUGUCACAGCUGUCACUGAUAUGUUAAAGUGGGAGUUCUUCUCUCGUCUUUAUCUAUGGUUCUUCUCGUAUUUUCUUUUAUGGUUCUUCUCAACUUUCUUGAUUUCCUGAUUAAUAGUGAUUUUGUUAAAUAAAUAGUUUCCAAGGUUUCAAUUUUACUUCAAAGUGGUCAAAUAUCCAUCAUUCGUAGUCCCUGAGCAUGUCAUGGAUCGUCCCAAUAUUCCGGGCCAAAUUGGAUAUUUAACGUUGAACUCCGAGGGGGCUGUUCUGUGCAGUGGGGGCGAUUUGGAGAAUGACGAAAAGACCGCAGUCGUUUUGCAGUCAUUGAUUGGGCUGGCGCAUUCCAGACUGGACCACAAGGCCUUUGACCAGGAUUUCAAGCGACUGAGUGUUGUGUUCGACGACCACGCUUAUGUCGUGUGUUUGAGCAAUAGGAAGGUACACAUAGUGAAACGUCAGCUAAGGGCGGCUGAAUAGUUCAGGAGAACGACAUGCUUUUUAUCAUUUACUUGACUAGUCAAAAGUUUUUGCGGCUGAUCAUUUUGUUAGGGGCCAGCAGCCUUCUACUGUACCAGAUGGUUUCUGAAGUGAUGGAGAUCGCUGUACGUUCUCGUAACUUGCUGGAGAGCUAUUAGCUUAAGGUCAUUGAGUUGUUAAGAACAGCACAAUGUAUGUAUAUUUUCUGUAUUUGAAUGUAUCAAUAAACCUUUAUUCAGUCAA